Seminavis robusta is the source of this 1547-nucleotide messenger RNA. Lineage: Eukaryota; Bacillariophyta; Bacillariophyceae; Naviculales; Naviculaceae. The record is from the annotation of a GenBank genome assembly.
CUUAACUCUAACAUUACCUAGACUACCAAUUUGGUUCUGUCUUCACCGUGGCGGCAGCUGGAUGAGAAUUGUUUUUGGGAGAAAGACACCAUCAUCAUCUCAUCAUCGAUCUCAUAGUUUCCCACCUGCAUUGACACACAAGAAGCUACUACCAAUACUACCAUUACUACUAUUAUAAUAAGACAUCUCUUGCUGCCACCAUGAUGAUUCGAUUUGUGUGCUUGUUGAGUUUGGCGGAAGCUUUUACUACGCAGUAUGCUACCCCUGCUACCCACGCCAUGAAGACCAUUAAGCCCAUUAAGACUACCCAGCUGUGGAUGAGUACCACUGAGGAUUUUUCUACGUCUACUUCUACUACUGAUUCUACUACGAGCAAUUUGAAUGAAGACAAGUUUCUGUCGGACUUGAAUACUAUGGAAAUGGAAUUGCCGGGCAUGUUGUCGUCGACGGCCCAAGACGAUACCAGCCGUGAUAUCCAAGGCGAAUCGAUUUGGGAUCGAGCCACUCUGCGUCUGAAUGCCUUGGCCACCAAAGGAAGAGCUUUGCAGCAAAAUUACGCCAUUGAAAUUUCGGAGCUCCAGCAAAAGACGCCUUGGCAAGACUUUCCCGAACGUGUCCCACUUUCCAAUGCCGCUGUAUGGAGAGAAGAAGGACAAGUUCCUGUAGAAGCCACUACUGGUGCUACCACAACCCAAGUUACUACCACUUCCGAGUCAUCCACCGAAGGAUCCGCUGGAUGGGGUUUGGCCAUGGUCGUGGGAGCUGCUGCUGCUUUUGCCGUGGUGCAGCCGGACACUGUCACCUCUCUAUUGAAUCAAGUCAAUCUAGAUGUGGAUGUUGCCAGUCUCACUGCUGGAGUUUCCUCUGCUAUUGAAGAAGCACAGCAAGCCAUUCAGAAUAUUGAUCUCAGUGUGGACAUUGAUAUGGACAUUGACAUGAGUGCUCCCUUGCAAGCGGUUCAGACACAAGUUGAGGCCAUACAGGUCGGUCUCGCAGCUCAAACGGAUGCCAUCAAGGACGUCGUCGGUGAAUAUCCCACCAUGGUCAUGGCACAGUGGCAAGAAUUUACUCAAAACUUGCAACAAGCCACGGCAACCGGUGUCGAUGGAAUCAAGGCCUUUCAAGAAACCGCCACUACCCAAUUUGAUUUGGCCGAUUUGGAAUUCCCAAGUCAGUAAAGUGGCUUCACUGGUGGAACGGAUGGAAUGGUAUGGUAUGGAGGAUGAUGACGAUGACGAUGACGACAACAAGAAAAAACCAAAGGAAAUGACUGCUGGAAAAGUGAAUGAUAUCCCGCUGGGACAAUUGCGGAAAGAUGCCACUACCACCAUGGUCUUAUACGAACGUGUGUUGGUGCGUGAGCACGGAAAUAAAAAGGAACACGAAGUCUCCUGAUGGGAUUCAUUCUGUGGCAGGCUCUUUGGUCUAUCUGUCUAACUACACAACAAACUAUACAUAUACUUUUCAUAUCGUGCUCUGUACAAAAGCACAACAAACACAGCUGUAGAACUACAAAACAAAAAUACUAAAAGGAAAAAGUUAUCAGC